Messenger RNA from Osmia lignaria (orchard mason bee), 5442 nucleotides. The record is from RefSeq and is a predicted model, not a curated record. Lineage: Eukaryota; Metazoa; Arthropoda; Insecta; Hymenoptera; Megachilidae.
AUGACAGUCAAAAUGUUAAGUGUCUACAAACUUCUAAACGGAAACGAGGAUGAUUACCCUUCUACAAUACAAGUGAAGCCUGAAAAUGUUAAAACAACGUUCCAAGAGAUCAAAGCUGAUAUUUUGACGCGAGAGUACACAGACGAUUGCGUGUUCAACGAGACCCUCGAGCAGCACAACUAUAACACCUACAGUUCGGCAAAAUGGUCCACGGCAAAGAAGACCCUGUAUCUCGGGUUGAACCGGCGUGGACAGCCGAGGAGGGUACAGGCGAAAGGUCACAACCUGGGCAGACUGUCCGCCUACGCGCGAGUAUUAACUCAGGUCGCUCCAUCGGAGCGGGUGGAGGCGCUUCAAAGGCGGAUGUUGGGAGCUCAGCACAACGUUCGUCAUCGGCACAACGUGCAUCGCGGUGACUUGAUCCAACAGUCGCUCUGCCCCACUCUUCCGGUACAGGAAAAGGACGGCAGGGACAAGUUCAGGUGUCGCAAACGUAAGAAGAGGAAGAAGAGGAAGCGACGAUGCAGACCGGGCGAGAAACCGGGUCCUCAGUGUCAAAUCGUAGAGGAGAAGGGUGAAGGGAGCGCGGUACAUCCGGUAAGAAGCGAGGCUUUCCCUUUGAACGGAACUUCCCCGGAGUCAAAGAGAUCCUGCGAAGGGGCUGCGAGCGAGGAGGCAUGUCGAAGAGAGGCGCUCUCGGUUCCGUCUAAGAAACGGAAGCUGCGGGUCCAAGAGGCGGCCGAGGUGGUGGCAACUGUCGGCAGGAAUGUCACCGGCAACAGCAACGGUAAGAGCAAAGCACCAGCGUCAAACGCAAAAAAAGUACACGCCGCUGGCAGCAUGAGUCAAAGUAAAAAGCCUAAUUUGACGGACGGGAAGAAGAAAAAGAAGAAGGGGCCAGCAGCGAGGAGGAACGGAGCGGUGCCUCUGCCCCGGAAAAGGUUCACGCCUGGGAGCAGAACGGACAACACGUCUGCGGUGCCCACGGCAACUCCCGUACCGAUCUUCGCAACGUCCUUCUCCUCUUGGUGGUCUCCUGGUGUGUCAACCGCCCCUUCAGAGAGAGGAGUCUCGCCUAGGCGCAGAGGCAAGCAGGCUUCCUCGCGGAAAAACCAGUCUUCUGGCAAUCCACGUAGGGUAGGGAAAGGUUUCGGGAAAAAUCGUGCCAAGACGAUCGACCGUGCCGUGAAUACAUACGAGACCACCGUUAAUCCCGACCAAUCGGUGACCGUGAAAGUUCCUCAGACCGUUUCUGAUCGAUCUAUUCGAAAUUCUUCGAGUCUAUCCUCCGACGACGUCGCGGACGAUGUCUCGAGAUCUGAAUCCUCGUUGUCUGAAUCCUUGUUUAUCGACGAAGACGCGUCUUCGACAUUUUCGAACGAACACGUGACUGCCGUAAUGGAUUCGACCACCUCGAUCGAGGCUACCGGAACGUCCAGCACGUUCGGGUUGCUCGAGGAGGAGAACAAAUCGGUCGAAGAAGUAGCGGACAGCACAGACGACAGCGACAGGUUCGACACGCCAGAAAUUAUUCAGUCGACCACCACCCCUGGCAUACCGUUCGAGAGGUUAGCUAUGUAAGCCGAAUUACCAGCCUUCGGUUAAACUCGAUAGUGUCCACUGGGAUGGAUUUAUUUGUAAACUUACGUGUACAUAGUAAUCAUGAUACGAUACGAUUUACAACAUACUCCACAUUCAUGUAUGACGAUUGCGUGCGCAUGAAGUGUUCCGCGCGUGGAACUCUCGGUGUUUCGAUCCGCCGCGGUGCGGCGCGGCACGCCGGUGGCUCUUAAUCGAAAGAAAAGAAAAUUCACUUGAUAUAUUCUUGGAAUUCUUGCUUUAUUUUGUGCUUUCGAGGUGUCUUAUCCAUUAAGAUUAUUGCACUCGAUAGGAAGUAAACCAAUCUUAAGUUUGCAUGCAACACGAGGAUCCUUUUUGCGAAUAGUUUGCUAAAUUUACAAGAAUUUAAUUACAUUUAUUUGUUAAUUUUUUAUUAGCUAGGCCAUCUCAAAAUGCGCAAAAUAAUUAUCUUAGAAUUAAGCAACGCUAUAUGCUCGUCGCUUCUAAUAAAGGUAGAGAUAACCUAACAGAAAAAUAAAAGAUUACGUAUACGUCAGUGCAUGCGGUAGACACCUCAAAUCAUGCAUGUUCAGCCUAAUUAAUUUCAUCGAGUUCGACUCGCUUCGAUUUCGAGCCACAUUUGCGAUAAUUGCCGCAAAACAAGCGUGCUCACUAGUGUCGACGGAAAGCGAUUGGAACGUGAAAUGAACCGUGUAUGUUUCAUGGUACGUCACGAAGGAGCGUGUCGGCCGAGACGGCUUGUCCGCUCGGUCUUUCCUCGUUAUUUCGAAAAGACGUAAUUACCAACGGGAAGAGACGGGUCUUAUCAAACGACGGGUCCCUUGUAACGAGCAGAAAACUCGGCUCUUAUUCUGUAAAAACGAUUCGCUGUCGCGUAUAGAAUAGCACCGCGUUCCGGAUCGUUCGCAAAUGGACUAAUUACGCGAACGGCCUCGCGAGCGCAGCUGAUUCAAACCGAACUGUUUUCAUUAAAUGCCUGACUCGUUGGUAUUCCUUUACAGCGUGUCCAAUGAAGAUGUUUUCGCUUAUGCCGUGCGAAAAUUAAUGUAUUCGUUCACCAUCCAUCAGCCCUUCCGUUUUCUAAUAAGCCGAAAUUCACCUUCAUUGGACCGCGAUCAAUUAAAACUGCUCGCUACAACUGCUCGAGACGCCUUGCACGACGUUAAGUUAAGACCGUCUUUUUAAAUUCACUUUCUUAAAAAUUUUCAACUUUGUUGUUCGGCGGACGAAGAACACCUUGUACAUUAUCUGCAAUAAGUAGUUAUAAUUAACACGGCCCGCGAUUCGCGGUAAGAGAAGUAAUGAUAGUUCAAAUGAACGGAAGCGAGGAGCACGGGAAACGAGACAAUGUGCGAUGUCGAACGAAGAGGACUAAGGCUAGGACUAACGUUCGACGAACAACACCGAGAGAGACACCAUGGAGAACAGACUGCCAAGGUAAUAGCAGGGUAAUCGAGGGAAUUAAGGAGACGAUGAUUAGGUCGGCAUACGGUCGUCACAAGAGGCCAAUCACAUACGUCAGAUAACUAUGAACGUUAUUUACGAUUUCGCGGUGAUUUUCCCUAAGGAGAUUACAAGCGUCGCGUGUGUUCCUUUCCUUAUUUCUUUUAGGCUAAACGCAUCGAAAGUUUGGGUAUUCAGGAUUUUCAGAUAGUGGUGUAAAAAGAAAAUUGGAUAGGAGAAGUUAGAGUGUUCCUUAAUUUUUAUGUUGCGUAAUCAAUUUUAUCAAUGGUUCUUGAAUAAUUUCAAUUUUAAAGAAAAAAACAAUUCUAUUGAUACUUACUAAACGACUAUUGGCAGUGUUUUUAAUGUUGUAAUUGGCAUUUAUCAAAAUUAAAUUAGUUUAUUCACUUAUCCAUGACUAACAAAAUUUCUCUUCUGUAUUUUAUUUAUCUACUAAAAAUAAUAAUAUUAAUAAUAAUAAUAAAGAAUUAGCCUAGUUUAUUCUUACAACGAAGAAAAUACAUUUUCUGAUGAAUGACUAUAAUUAAAUUUCGCAACAUAAAUGUUAAGGAAAUUGACUAGUAGCCUUCUACUGCUAAUAUCAGUAAAAACGGUAUGAAAAGCUUGAAUUUUUAAAGAAAAGACCGAUAAUUUUGUACGUUUUUUAGACAGAGAAUCCAAAGUAUUAAAACUACUCGCGAAGAUAAAAAAGUAUUAAUAUUAAAUGAACGUUAAGACGUUCUUUAUUCUAACGGAGAGGCAAAUACCUAUCUGCAAAAAAUUUGUAAUUCCUCCAUGGGAAAUAGCGAUUAAAGUUGAAUAUUGUAAACGAGAUUUAAAUAUCAUCGAACUUAUUAUCAGCGUCCCUGGAAGGAAAUAGCCUAAUUUUUGUAUCCUUCCACUUAGCUGAUAUAAUUAUUUGAAAAUAGAAGAAAAGCAUAUUGUAAAUAGAAUCUUGGAAAUCUAUUAUAAUGCUCUGUUCAUUUUUUCUUUUUUAAAGAUCAAUCUUAACAUUUUGAUCGGUGCACAUUUCGUAUAAUUGAUGAACUAUGUUUGCAAAGUUAUUAAUUUUUCAUUUGAAAUUUGUUUAAAAAUGACGUGAAUAAUCACGAAUAUGUGACACAGGCUGUCAAAGUGUUAAGAAAUCACUCGUAAAUUAUUUAUUGCUCGAAUAUAAUUGACGUUACAAAAGCGUAGGAAUAAUAAUAAAAAGUAAAAGAAUAAAGAUUUUCCGUAGGUACGAACCUCGCAACGUCGCAAUAAGGAGGUAUUUUUGAUGCAUUUUCAUAGAAAACACUGAACUGCCUUUCGUAAGUUUAAAAAACAUCUGGCACGCGGUUGCAUUUUAUAUUUGAUGAAACGCGACAGAUUUGUGAAGAAAAGUAAAGUAAAGAAAAGAAAAGAAAAUCCGAAGGAACUCGAUGAGAUUCUAUCGCGCGCAACGUCUCCUUGAAUCUCGAUCAAUGAUUUUUGUCGACAUCCGAAGAGAAGCCAGAAAUGUCUUGACCUCGCUACGAAUCUUUAUAGGAACGACCUAUUAAUGCUAGUAGUAUAUUUAUUGAAGACUUAUUUAUUGUAAACAGUUGACUCCGUGUACAUACGUCUACGAUCAUUACUCAUCAAUCAUGCGCAUCGAUCAUGUGUUCUUCGUAUGUUGUGACUGUCCUUCGGACGUACGAAUUCGUCAAAAAUUAUCGACUAAUAUUUGAAAUAUUUUCUUUUUAAAAAAAUUAUUAUACUUGAAUUAUAGUAUGAAAUGUAAAAACAAGAGAUACGAGGUAAUUAUGAUGUGUGUGAAUUUCAAUAAAUAUAUUCGAAUAAGGGUAUUGUGGAAGAGGAUGAUGAUGAUAUGAAAAUGAAAAAUGAACGAAGUAUCUACAUAAUUUGAUAUUAAAAUUGUGAGUUGAUUAAAAGGCAAAUAAAAUUAAAUAGUAAACGAACGUUUUAAUUUGAAUAAUUUUUGGAGAAUUUUCGUUUCUUGUUGUUAACCAUCAGCUGAUGAAUUGAAAGACAGUUGUAAAAGUAUGCCUAUUAAAAUCAAAAUAUAUGCACCUAUGAAUCAAAUAAAUGGAUAGUAAUUAAAUUAUAAACUGGAAGAUGAAUAUACAGUAGAUUCAAUUUAUUGCUUUUAAUAAAUCAGUCUUUUGAAACUGAAUAAAAUUUGAAUAAGAUGAUGUACAUACAUAAAAUCUUAUAACAAUAAGAUAAUGAGUAAAUCAACACAUUUUAUAUCACUGGAAAAUUAAAAUUAUUGAAAAAGAAUUAUCGGAAAUCAACAGGAAGGUAGCAUAUAAAUCAAUAAGUCUACUUUUAUCAUUUUCAUCAACAGAAAUUAAAGUUGUUAAUAAAAAGUAUAUAUAACACCAAAAAAUACAGAUAAAUGAAAAAAAAAAAAAAAUUAAGUAAAAUAGAUAUAAG